Psylliodes chrysocephalus is the source of this 1067-nucleotide messenger RNA. NCBI's taxonomy places the organism in Eukaryota, Metazoa, Arthropoda, Insecta, Coleoptera, Chrysomelidae. The record is from the annotation of a GenBank genome assembly.
UGACUUCACACAUACAUUCUGACAACCCGUCAUUUCAUUCAAAAAAUUUGAUUCAUCAAAAUUAAAAAAUAAUCAAAAUGUGUGAUUGUCCCCAUAUUCCCGGUAACUAUUGUUGCUUCAAAAAUCCAUUCAAACCAGUAACUCAUGUCAUAUUUGAUCUGGAUGGAACUCUUCUAGACACCGAAGAAAUUGACAGAGAAGUAUUUUUAGAACUUUGCAAGGAGUUUGGUAAAAAGUAUACCGAAGACAUGCACGAACUAGUGUUAGGAACAAAUGAAUCUGCUGCGUGCGCAACAAUCGUAAAACAUUUGAAGCUUGACAUCGAUCCAAAAGAGUUUCAGAAAAAAUUUCAGGAGAAAAAUUAUAAGUUGGUUCCCGAUGCUCAAUUUAUGUGUGGUGCCGAAAAAUUAGUGAAUCACUUUUUCAAUCAACAAAUUCCAAUGGCUAUAGCGACGAGUUCGAGCUCAGAGGCAGUAAAAUGCAAGAUGUCUAAAAAGAAAGAUUUUUUCGAUAAAUUUCAUCACUUCGUUUGCGGAAAUGACGAUCCAGAAGUUCUUCGAGGAAAACCUUUUCCUAACAUAUAUUUCGUAGCUGCCAGAAGAUUCGAAGAAAGACCUCGUCGAAAACAAUGCCUCGUGUUCGAGGACGCCUUCAAUGGCGUCGUAUCAGCACUGGGAGCAGGCAUGCAAGUUAUAAUGGUACCCACUCCAGUGACGCCGUACGAGAAAUGGAGAUACGCGACAUUGCGGCUCGACAGCCUGGAUGGAUUUAUUCCAGAAUUGUUUGGAAUACCGGCAUUCGACGCGCCUAAGCCGCCGAAAAAAGUGGUGAUAGUAAAGGGUCCGUGCAAACCCGUUAUAGAUCCAUGUGAGGGCUUUGACGAGAAUGCAGUUGAAGAGAAUAAAGUCGAAGAGAAGGAAGAUCCAUGUAAGGAGUUUGAAAUGCAGAACGCUCCACGUAAAGAAACUGAUGUAAAAGUAACCAACUAUUAGUAAUUAAGUCUACCGGUGAAUUAGAUACAUGUAUUUCAUAGCAACUUUUCGAAAAUAAAGAAAUAAUUAGCAGAU